ACGGUGAACCCCCCUCCUUGUUGAUGGCUCCAGUGUCUCCUGCCUUCCUUCCUCUUGCCUGUGGAGCUACAGCUGUGCUGGCCUGGUCCCUGGCCACUUUGAGAGGGCCUGAAUCAACUCCUACCACCAGCCUUGGCCCUGGUGUUGGCCUCAGGCUAUGAACUUGUUCCUGCGCUGCCUUGAGGGACCUCCAUGCCUGCACCCUCCGGCGCUGACUAGCUUCCUAGCACUGGAGUGCAGGCCCCAGCCCCAAGCUGAGCCUGAUCUGGGGGCCUGGGCCCAGCUGGACACUCUGCCUGACUUCAUUGUAAAACAGCAACUGGGGGGGGGAGUUUUAUAAAUGCUGAGGCAGACAUGGUUUCUACUGCUCUGUGUGUCCUAGCAAGUGAACUUGGGGGAGAGGUGUGGGAGGGGAGAGACUGAACCAGGUGCUUUCCCCUGCAGCUGCUGGUCACCAGUGGGAGACCCCACAUCUGGCUGGGGUGGGAGAAGGGGAGCUGGGCCCCUCACAGCAGCACUGCCCUGGUAUGCAUGCCUCCUGCCUGGAGCUGUGCUGCCCUGUGAGAAAGCAAAGAAGAUGAUGCAUGUCUCCCGGGCUGUGCUGUCUCCAGAAGGUGGGUGCCCCACAGCACCUUGCUCCAGGGAGGGAGGUGGAGGGAUGCCUGGGGCAGCCUUCCCGGGUGGCACAGAGGGCUGUGCCCAAGUCCCUUCCCAUAGAGGUGAGGUGUCUAAUGUGCAGAGGGGCUCCAGUGGCAACUGUAGCAGAGCUAAGGCAGGGAAAGCUAGAGAAGCACUCAGGGUGUUUCCCUGGGAUGUAAAAUCACAGAGCAGCCAAGAGAUGGUGGUGGCUGUGUGCUGGGAAUGGGUGGCAAAGGGCCUGGGCUUUCUCUGCUGCCCUGAAGGCUGGCACGUAGUCAGGGUCUAGUGCUGCUCAUCCAGCAGCAUGAGGUUGCAGAGGUGCUUGGGUUCCUCAGCCUGCCAGAGGUGGCUGAUGUGGGUACAACGGAGCAGCCUGGAGUGGCAUGAGAGCAGCGCAAACCCCAUGGCAAGAGAACAGAAGGCACCACAAUUGUGACAAGUUUCUUUUUCAAAUACUGGCAGCACCUCACUGUGGUGGGUGAUGAGCACCUGUGGCAGGAUUGGGGGCUGAAGGGAGUCAGGGUGUGCUGACAGCACAUCUGGCUCAGGGAGAGCACCCCCAGCUGGGGCUCCCUCUUUGUGACUCUUGAUAUCUGCAGGUUACCUUUAUGGGCUGGGUGGGCAUCUCCCAUGUGUUGUCCAGCAGCUCCAGCUCCCCUGCUCAACCCGCUGCCUCAUCCACAGGCUCUCAAGCUGUACCAUGAAAUGGUGGAGUUUUUUUUGCCAUGGCAUCCCCUUCCUUGGGUCUGAAGCACCAAUCUUACUCUUGUAGGGUGCCAGGCCCCAGGAAACACCAACAGACCACCCAGACUCCCUGCACUGGGCAGCAUGGUGCUGAGCACAGAGGCUCUAUCCGUGAAUGGCUGUCACUGGGGCUUCUCUGGGGAGAAUCACAAUCUCUAGGGCAUUGAGUAGAGACAACAGGCUCUAGAAAGGCUCAGUACCCCAUGCCAGCUGCCUCUAGGAGAGCAAACCUUUGGUGAGGAGGCGGCUUCUCUGGUAAAAGAAGGGGCUCACCAGGGAGAGAGUCACAGGCACCCCACUCCCCUCCAAGGUUUCCCUCAGGUUCAGGAGUGCUGUGACCCUGACCUCCCUCUGCCAGGACCCUGCUGCAGACCUGCACAUGGGACACUGCUCACCACCUUGGUCUGGAUGUCCCCAGUGAAUUUUCUUGUCAUAUCAGCUCCUUCUCUCAGCGAUGCUGGAGGCAGCUGCUGGGCAGGUGGACUAGUCACAGGCCUUCAGCCCAUCGUGGGCCUUUCACUGUGCUGGCAACAACUGCAGGCCUGGAGCCGGGUGGAUGUGUGCCUCACGAGGGGACCCCUGCUACCUUCAUCAUCACCUCCUGAGCAGCCAGGUUUGCUUUAAAGACCCUAGCUUCCUUUUAUUGCUUCCCCUCUCAGAUUGCAGCCGGCUGCACAGGCUAUUUUUAGCCGCCUGCCUUCUAAAAAUAGCCCUGAGCUGUUUGGAGUUGCGUCAGGAGAGGUAACACUCUCCAUGAGCGGCUUGGCCCCUGCACCCCGGGAGGGUACAAAAGGAGGCUGGGAGCAGCAGGGUCAGCAGGUUCAGGCGCAGCCAGAAGCGAAGGAGGCAGCGCUGCCAGCUUCAGGCAUCCCACUGCCGGCAUCAUGACCAUCUUCUGCAGCCACUGCCACAGGCCUCUGCAGGCAGAGAUGAGCUGCCUGCCCAGGAGGGGAAAGCAGGCACCCAGCGCCUUGAAGCCAUUCAGGUCAACCAAGAGUGCCUCCAAGGCUCGCAGGGACCAGAUCAACGUGGAGCUGCAGGCGCUGCGCUCCCUGCUGCCCAUCUCCGUGCAUGAGAAGGAGCGGCUCUCCUACCUCCACACCAUGGCCCUCGUUUGCCUCUGGCUGCGGGGGGCUCAGCUGUUCCCUCCAGACUUGCCUCCUUCUGCGGGACCAGCCCUCAGCGCAGAGCUGCUGUCCCUGCUGCCCGGGUUUCUGCUUGUGCUCUCGGCCAACGGCAAGCUGGUUUACAUCUCAGAGAACGUGGUUCAGGUCCUGGGUCUCUCCGUGGUGGAGCUGCUCGCCCAAGGGGACACGGUCUUUGACAUCCUUGAUGGGCCAGCAUGCGAGGAUGCACGGAAGAAGCUCCUCCUCGCCCGGGAGCAGCCUGGCAGGGAAGUCACGUUUGUCAGCGAGAUGCGCACGUCCAAGGCCUUCCGGCUGCAGCAUGGGGGGAAUCGGGCCAUGGCAGUGUGUGGGCACUUCACAGCCCUGCGCUGGUCAGCCUCCCCCUCUACCACAGCCUUCCUGGCUCUCUGCACGCCAGUCACACAUCUGCCCACAGACAGCAAUGCUGGUUGUCAGGACGACCUAUUCCAGAGCACGCAUGUCCUAGACAUGACAUUUAUUGAUGUCACGGAGAGCGUCACCUAUCACCUUGGCUACCGCAGGGAGGAACUGAUCGGUCAGUCAUGGUACGCCCUCCUGCACCCUGAGGACACUGACCUAGCAGCUGCCCAGCACAGGGCCGUGGCGCUGGGGGCCGGGCAAACUGGCUAUACGGUGUUCCUUAAUCCUCUGCAGAGGUCUAACGAGCGCUAA
This is a messenger RNA of Athene cunicularia (burrowing owl), 3203 nucleotides long. It is a transcript of the gene NPAS4, whose product is annotated as neuronal PAS domain protein 4. The record is from RefSeq and is a predicted model, not a curated record. Gene Ontology annotation, biological process: regulation of transcription by RNA polymerase II. The transcript has 8 exons. Bases 2268 to 3203 code for a protein of 311 amino acids. NCBI's taxonomy places the organism in Eukaryota, Metazoa, Chordata, Aves, Strigiformes, Strigidae. Gene Ontology annotation, molecular function: DNA-binding transcription factor activity, RNA polymerase II-specific; RNA polymerase II transcription regulatory region sequence-specific DNA binding.